AUGACGCCGGUGGCAACCGAAGGCGGCGCAGUACAGCUGCCUCUUACAGACCCAACCGAUGCGCUACUACAGACCCAGUAUGGCGCCUGGUACCCACACAACCGCUCUAUAGCACCAAAAUCUACUAUCCUGAAUUUGGAUGAGAUGGAGCCUGACUUUGUCAAGUGGCUCGACGAGGAUGGGCUCGUGCUUGCAGAUGCAAACGACACGGCUGAUCCCAAGCCGCGUCCUACGCGCAAUGCAGCGGAAGACGACAAUGUGAUGAGUGAUGCGAGCGACGAGGACACGAGCGAGCCGCAAUUUCCCAUCCUCAAUGCCAAGAUCCGCACCGUGCUCGCAGACUACGGCGCCAUCUUUCCGAAACUGAAUUGGAGUGCGCCGCUGGACGCCGCAUGGAUUAUGACGAGCAAAACACUCAAGUGCCAAAGCCCAAACGAUAUAUAUAUGCUGAUAAAAUCCUCUGAUUUUGCGAUGCGCGAUGUCGAGCAAGUCCAAGCGCUGCGCAGCGUAUGCGCCGAACAAGCACGGCCCCAGCGCCCCCAACUGGAGCUGGUAUUGAAAAAGUGGUUUGAGAUGCCGCGCUCCCACGAGUUCCGGUGCUUUGUGCGCGCGGGCCGCCUGAUUGCAGCGUGCCAGCGGGAUAUUACCUACUACGAACACUUGCAAGACGCGCCGACGCAGGAGCAAAUUGUGUCUGCAUUGCACACAUUCUUCACAGCACAUCUUGCGCCGAGCGAGACUCGCACGCUACGGGAUAUGGUAUUUGACGUGUAUCUUACGCGCCAUCUCGACCGCUGCUUUUUGAUCGACGUGAAUCCGCGCUCGAGCACGCCCAAGCACAUCCACUUGCACUGA
Malassezia vespertilionis is the source of this 855-nucleotide messenger RNA. RefSeq lists its product as uncharacterized. Gene Ontology annotation, cellular component: cytoplasm. The record is from RefSeq and is a predicted model, not a curated record. NCBI's taxonomy places the organism in Eukaryota, Fungi, Basidiomycota, Malasseziomycetes, Malasseziales, Malasseziaceae. The transcript is spliced from 2 exons. Bases 1 to 855 code for a protein of 284 amino acids.